Molecule: messenger RNA, 717 nt
Organism: Penaeus vannamei (Pacific white shrimp)
Lineage: Eukaryota; Metazoa; Arthropoda; Malacostraca; Decapoda; Penaeidae
Source: RefSeq, a predicted model, not a curated record
AUGGAUCAAACUGCCAUUGAAUCUACAAAUUUCAUCUCAAUUCCGAAUGUGAAUCCAGAUCACCUGACAAAAUCUACUGGAUCCCUUACAUCAUCUGUCCUCCGACAAGGGCAUCCGGGACAUGGCAAAGGCUGUGACCACGUGACCACAGGUGUUCAGUCAACGCCGGAGGGCAUCUGCACACCUGUUAUUUUCCACGCGGACAACAACCCACUAGAAAACCACUCCAUUCAACCCAUACCACAAACCCACCUAGAAAAACCCACUCCAUUCAACCCAUACCACAGAACCCACCUAGAAAAACCCACUCCAUUCAACCCAUACCGCAAAACCCACCUAGAAAAACCCACUCCAUUCAACCCAUACCACAACCCACCUAGAAAAACCCACUCCAUUCAACCCAUACCACAGAACCCACCUAGAAAAACCCACUCCAUUCAACCAUACCACAGAAACCCACCUAGAAAAACCCACUCCAUUCAACCCAUACCACAGAACCCACCUAGAAAAACCCACUCCAUUCAACCCAUACCACAGAACCCACCUAGAAAAACCCACUCCAUUCAACCCAUACCACAGAACCCACCUAGAAAAACCCACUCCAUUCAACCCAUACCACAGAACCCACCUAGAAAAACCCACUCCAUUCAACCCAUACCACAGAACCCACCUAGAAAAACCCACUCCAUUCAACCCAUACCACAGAAACCCACCUAG